UUUGUGUAAAAUGACAAAAAAUAUCUGUCAAUUUGUGGAAUAGUUUUUUGAAAGGGCAAUUUAUGGAUUUUCAAACUUUUUUCAGAAAUUUGUUCGAAAAUAUUAAACCGAGUGCUUAAAUUUUAUUGCUUAGUAAACUAACAAAUAAUAAUCAUGAGUGCAGAAUAUUUUACUAUUGAAGAAAUACGAGAUCCAUCGAAAUAUUACGAGGGUUAUUGUGUUUCGAAAAAGACCAGAACUCCUGAAGAACGUUACUUCGGGGUUGACGAAAUAGAAGAAAUCACUACGACUUCUAAGAAAAGUCAAGAACGUCUUCAUGAAAUUGAGGAACAACUUGUACAAGCCGAAGACAAAUGCAACAAAUUGAAGAAUCAGUUGGACUUUAUGAAAAGAAUUUACCAACAGGGAGACUUCAGAAACAAAGUUCCACAGUCGCAAAGCUUUGAUGAAGCAGAAAAAAGUAUAACGGAUUCAGUAAAUCGUCUCUCAGAGCUUCAUUCACAUAUUCAUGAGGUGGAACCCGAGCCAGUACCACUCGUAUAUCGCAGAGAUGCAUCUGUUGAAGCUAAUAUUCAAAAUAGCGCAACUCAUGGAACUCAGAAAUCUGUAAAAAGAGGCACCAGAAGUGACGCAUCAGAAGACACGUCAAUUGAAAGGAUUCAUGACAUUCACAAGAAAAGGCCUUCUGUUGUAAGCAUAAAAUCUAAAAAAUUCAAGAAGGUGUACAAAAACAAAUUGAUAAAACCAAAAGAAUCCAGUACCAGCGUUAUCUCGAGCAAUAUCCAAGUACUGGGGUCAACGGUUAUGAAUAACGACAAUAAAAAGAAUAUUACAAAAUCAGGAACGUCACAAACCAAAACUCGAAGCAAACCUCCUCCAACGCAGGCUAAAACUGUCGAUUCUAGGAAAUCUACAAGACCUACACGACGUAUUAUUCGAUCGAAGACAACAAUGAGUUCUAAAACGCAGAUAUUGAACAGUUCUUCUAAAAGUCAAAAUUUGGUAGAAUUGUUUCACAACAGCGCGGUGAAAGAGAGCGAUUCCGAAGGUAGCACCACCUGCAUAAAGCAGACCAGAACCUGUCAAACAGUUCCACCAUUAGAUAUCGAAGUCAAUCAGACUCAAUCUUACAAUAACGAUGGUCAGGAAGAUUGUAAAGACGACGGGAACAAUUACGUGGAACCAGCUACUCCCAGAGUUCACAGUAACGAAUCUUGUAUCGUGAAGAGAUAUGAAUUGCCUACCAUUGCGUCAAAGAUGAAGCAAGUGGAUAAAAACUACUGGCGCAGCUUUGACGUGCGAUCUAUACCUUUUUGUCCAGCCAAAUCGACCAGUCCUAGUCACAAUAUUGGUCUCAAUAUUCAACAAGUAAUGAGCAUCAUGAAAACGAGACAGCCGCUGUCAGGAAUAUCGCCGACCCUGGCGCACAAUAUUGGAUUAGCUGCUGGAAAAUUAAAUAACAGCCCAUUAUCCACACUAAUGACAACCUUAAGUUCACGAAUAGGUUGUGGAAAAGCUCAGUGCCCCAUGAUGAAAGACACCAUUAACUAUCACAAGCUAUGCGAAUUGGCUAAAGAAUUACCUGAUGAAAUAAUGGGUGAUACCUUUAUGGAUGCGGGACAGGGAGAUGCAAGGAAUACUGGAAAUGCUAUGUAUAUGGCAGCAAGCGAAGGGAGUCAUUAUCCUGAAACUUGUUGGACUAUAGACUCAAGUAGAAAUAGUCGAUGCACAUGUCUGCCCCAAAAAACUGCAGAAUUUAACAGCAGUUUACCUUUACAGAAGUUCCAUAGUACUGCAACUUACGAGUCAAUAGAUUCAUCAAAUCAGAGACAUUACUAUCCUGCAUCCCAACAACCUGCAUGGUCGUACGAUUCCUCCAGAAUGAGGCAAAUAAUGACGGCACAAGGUUACACAGUGGCGCCCUCUAUGCAAUGUCAGUAUGUUCAACAGCAGCAGCAGCAACAACAAAAUGCAAGCGAUGCAAAUGUUCCAUCAAGUUUACAAGGAAAGGAAAAAAGUUUGAAAGCGGUUCUUCAAAACCUCCACGACGAGUUUGAAAUAAUGAACAGGGAAUACGAAGAUUUUGCUGAUAAGAUAGAUAAAAACGAAGUAGAGAACAUAGAAGAAGCUAGAGAACAACUGGACAAUAUGGAAAAGGGUCUUAAUAACAAAGAAGAAGAGAUCCAGAUAGUGAUGGCACUUUAUAAAGAAGUUUUGGCCUUGAAAGAGCAAGUUAGAAAAUUAAAACAGAGAAGUACGGCUACUGUUGUUUCUUAUUAUCCCCCGAAAAUUCCAGGUGUAAAAGACCAAAAUGCCAUAAUCCAUUUGACUAAACUUCUUAAACAAAUCCAAUCGUAUCAACGAUACUAUUACCUCAGAAAGUCAUUGUAAAGUACUUAUUAUUUCUUUUUACAUCAAAAAUUGAGAGUGAAACUAUUUCAUUAUUACUGUAUUUAACUUUGUUUUAAUUAAUUGGAAUCACAAAUGUAGUCUUAUAUACACGAUAUUAUAUAGUACACAUAUAAAAUGUACUUUUACAGCACUUUAGCUUCCAAAAAAACUGUAAACAAGCAAAAUUAUAAUAAAAAGAAGAGAGGUAUGUGCAUAAUA
Agrilus planipennis (emerald ash borer) is the source of this 2610-nucleotide messenger RNA. RefSeq lists its product as uncharacterized. The coding region runs from base 154 to 2391 and encodes 745 amino acids. The record is from RefSeq and is a predicted model, not a curated record. Lineage: Eukaryota; Metazoa; Arthropoda; Insecta; Coleoptera; Buprestidae. The transcript has 9 exons.